Molecule: messenger RNA, 1224 nt
Organism: Humulus lupulus (European hop)
Lineage: Eukaryota; Viridiplantae; Streptophyta; Magnoliopsida; Rosales; Cannabaceae
Exons: 2
Coding region: 1-1224 (407 amino acids)
Source: RefSeq, a predicted model, not a curated record
AUGAGUAUGAGGGGAAUGGUACAAGUUGCUGCUAUGGGACAAGUUUCUGAUGUAUCUUGUGUUUAUUGUGGAGAUGGGUAUGCAAUUGAGAGUUAUCCUUCGAAUCCCGCUUCAGUUUGUUAUGUGGGGAAUCAAAAUGCCAACGAAAAUAAUCCACAUUCGAACUCUUAUAAUCCGGGGUGGAGGCAGCAUCCAAACUUCUCAUGGGGGGGUCAAGGAGCUAGUUCAAGCGGAGCACCAAUGAAAAAUAAGCAUACAUAUCCACCGAGGUUUUCUCAACAGCAAUCAAGAGCUCAACCACCUCCUCCUCAAGUGUCUCAAUCAAGCUCUUUGGAGAGUUUAAUGAAAGAAUAUAUGGCCAAGAAUGAUGUUGUGAUUCAGAGCCAAGCGGCAUCCUUGAGGAACCUAGAGAUUCAAUUGGGGGAGCUAGCUAAUGAUCUAAGGAAUAGACCACAAGGAACUUUUCCUAGUGAUACCGAAAAUGCAAGGAAGGAUGGUAAGGAGAAUUGUAAGGCAGUUACAUUGAGGAGUGGUAAAAAUAUAGAAUUGACUGAGGAGAAUUGUAAGAGAAACAGCGAGCCCACUUCAAUUCAAAGUAAUGUGGACAAGGGAGACAAAGCUGAUAUUUUAACUAAGAAGAGGAGGCUUGGUGAAUUUGAAACAUUAGCAUUGACUGAAGGAUGUAGUGCUGUAUUGAAGAAUAAAAUUCCUCCUAAAUUGAAGGAUCCGGGAAGCUUCACAAUUCCUUGUUCUAUUGAAGGUAGAGACGGUGGUAGAGCACUUUGUGACUUAGGGGCUAGUAUCAAUUUGAUGCCCAUGUCAAUUUUCAAGAAGUUGGGGAUUGGAGAAGCAAGACCAACCACAAUCACUUUGCAAUUAGCGGAUCGUUUGAUGGCACACCUGAAAGGAAAAAUUGAAGAUGUACUUGUACAAGUUGAUAAAUUCAUUUUUUCGGCUGAUUUCAUCAUUCUUGAUUAUGAAGCGGAUAGAGAUGUUCCUAUUAUCUUGGGUAGGCCAUUUCUAGCUACCGAGAAGACCUUGAUUGAUGUACAAAAAUGGGAGCUUGCUAUGAUGGUGAAUGACCAACAAGUGACUUUCAAUGUGUUCAACGCUAUGAAGUUUCCUGAUGAGAUUGAGGAAUGCUCUAGGCAGAGUCUAAUUGAGUCUAUUGUCGCUGAAAAAUUCCACAAGGAAGCUUUUAAAGAUGAAGUUGGGCUGAUGUAA